AUGGGGAGAGCUCCGUGCUGCGACAAGGCGAGCGUGAAGAAGGGCCCAUGGUCACCGGAGGAGGACGCCACACUCAAGUCCUACAUCGAGCAGAACGGCACCGGCGGCAACUGGAUCGCGCUGCCACAGAAGAUUGACGAGGAGGACAGGAUCAUCCUCAGCCUCUACAUCAGCAUAGGCAGCAGGUGGUCGAUAAUAGCUGCACAGCUGCCGGGGAGGACGGACAAUGACAUCAAGAACUACUGGAACACAAGGCUCAAGAAGAAGCUCUUCGGCAAACAGUCGCGCAAGGACCAGAGGCAGCACCAGUUCGCACGCCAGGCAACGAACAGCGGGCAUAAGGAAGAAGCCAGCGAGGGCGCAGCCGGGAACAAUGGCUUUGCUGCUGGUGCUUACAAUUGGCACCAGCAUGCAAUGGCCAUGCCGUCCCGUCCGAUGCCAGGUUCAAUGGUGGAAGGCAAUCGUAUCGGAGAAGGCGUGGAUGAGUCCAUCCGGAAGCUUCUGUUCAAGCUAGGAGGAAGCUCUUUCGCUGCCCUGCAAGCCCCGCCGUGCCUUCCUCCACCAAUGUAUGGGGAAGCUCCAAACUUCGUGGCGCCAUCGGUGCACACGGCCCCGCUAAACGAAGGUGGCAUCCACUGUUCCGGCGUGCUGCCUGCACUGGAGCUGGACGAGAGCUUCCAAUUCAACCAGGUCAAGCUGGACGGGCUGGAAUGCUUCUUCGGCAUGGGGGACCAGAGCAUGAGGUGGAAUGAAGAGUGUGACUGGCGGCAGUUGAGGCGCAGCGCUGCUGAACAGGUCAGGCAUUUGGGUACUCAGUCUGAGGUGUGUGUGCUGGGUGUGGAGGAACUGAAGGCGAUGGAUGAGAAGUAUCGGGUGUUGUUUGAUGCAAUUAACAAGCAAGCAGGGAACUCAAGAUCAGAAGUGGAGAUAAAAGAAGAGGUGGGUCCCCCAUGUCAAUUUGACUAG
Molecule: messenger RNA, 966 nt
Organism: Triticum turgidum subsp. durum (durum wheat)
Lineage: Eukaryota; Viridiplantae; Streptophyta; Magnoliopsida; Poales; Poaceae
Source: the annotation of a GenBank genome assembly